AUGACUCAACAGGUUUCUUUAAAUGAAACCAAGCUAACACUAUCUCAAAGGUUUACAAUGCUAACGACGUUUACAGAAGACCCUAUUCAAAAAUAUUCUUCAGAUAAUGCCUUGCUAGAUUGCUCUUCAGAUGAUACUAACCUAGGUUGCCCUUCAAAAGAUUUUAGCCUAGGUUGCUCUUCAGAAGAUACUAGUCUAGUUUGCUCUUCAGAAGAUACUAGUCUAGAGUGCUAUACUGAAGAUACUAGCCUAGGUUGCCCUGCAGAAGAUACUAGCCUAGAUUGCUCUUCAGAUGGUACUAGCCUAGAUUACUCUUCAGAUGAUGCUGUGCAAGAUUAUUCUUUAGAUGACAGGAUGCAAGACAACUCUUCAUCCAAUAUUAUACUUUCCAAUUCCCCAUAUCAAUCUGAUGAACAGGACAGUAAUUAUUCAAGCGACCUCGAAAUAGUUAUUGAAAACCCGGAAGCGGUGGCUACUUACGUAGCGUCCAUCUACACUGCAGCUUGUAACAACACACUGAACGCCAUAGACAAGAGCCGCAUCAACGAACAAAACAGCGCUGGGGAGACGCCGCUGAUGAUCGCCGUCAGAGAACAAAACCCCACGGCCGUCACAAUGUUAACACGACACGGCGCGGAUUUAGAAAUAAGUAAAGACCCAGACGGUAAAUUUACCGCCUUGUCUUUGGCAGGCGCGAAGGAACACGUCGAUGUUGUUAAGACUUUAGUCGAUCUAGGAGCGCGCGUGGAUUGUAUGAAAUCUGGAACUAUUUUAAAUAUCGCGCGAGAGAAUGGGUUUUUAGAAGAUAUUGUGUACCUGGAGAAUGAAUUCCGACGACAUGAAGGACUGGAAAGUUCGGCGUUGUAUCUCGCGGUUGAGGUAGGAGAUCUUGAAACGGUGCAGGCUCUGGUCAAAUGUGGGGCGGAUUUAGAUAAACUGGACAAGUUUGGUCAGACAGUCCUGCAGCGUGCCAUCAAUUCCCAGCACACGGACAUUGCCGAGUGUUUAAUUCAUGCUGGGGUCUACUUGGACAGCAAGGAUUUUUAUGGUCGGACGGCCUUGUCGCAAGCUUGUUUAAAUGUAACCUCUUUAGAUUUAGACGACGUAGAAAACGACGAUGGCAAAAAUGUGAAAUUAAUUAGUUUACUUCUUCAAAAAGGCGCCGAUCCUAACAUAAAAGAUAUUCGUGGGAGGUCCUUGCUUUUCAGAUCUCUAGAAAAAAAUCAUCUGGAUUUGGCCAAUGUUUUGAUUGAAGGCAACGCUGACGUCAAUAUAGCCAACGAAGUAGGAGAGACGCCAUUGAUUAUUGCUUUGAGUAGAAACGACACAGAUAUGAUAAAGAACUUGUUAAGAAAAGGGGCCGAUGUUAACUUAUACGGAGGGAAAUUUCUUCCAAAUCCAAUCGGUGUGGCGGAAACAGGAAAUGUUAAGCUGAUGAAAUUGUUUCUACAACACAAAGCAGAUGUAGAUGUUACAGUAAAUGGGGUGAACGCCCUUUUUAUUUCCAUUGAGAAGAACGACACAAACAUGUGGGAACUUCUUGUGGGUAACGGGGCGGGGCUGGACGCUUUCAACGCCCGGGGGGAGACGGCCACGGAGCAGACGUCGAUUGUCUAA
Physella acuta is the source of this 1617-nucleotide messenger RNA. Its product is annotated as putative ankyrin repeat protein RF_0381. The record is from RefSeq and is a predicted model, not a curated record. NCBI's taxonomy places the organism in Eukaryota, Metazoa, Mollusca, Gastropoda, Physidae. Gene Ontology annotation, molecular function: protein binding.